AAAGUCAAUAUAAUUCAUCAAACUGAAUGAAAUAAUAUUUACAUCGGACGCGGGACAAAACUUCUGCUAGGUUUUAGUCAAUGCUAAAAAGUAAAGUUUCGCAACAAUAUGGAAUUAUGCGCAAUACAACUAAAAUGGAAGUAACACGGUCAUUCCAACAGCAUUGUUGGUUUUAAGUUAUUGGAUUGGCCUAAGAAUUCUUCAACCAAAGUUCGUUCUCAAAACUGCCAAAUUUGAAGCUUUCUCUAUAAAUUAAAAUUAUUGUGUUCUGAGUCGGCGUACGAAGCAUGUCUACCACAAUUAAUAACAGUCGAGGCAGAGAUGGGGAAGGCCCGCAAGAGACUUUUGCGAUUCCGCAACUUCCAAUUCAACCGCCUCCACCCUACUUUGCCGUUUGCAAUCCAUUGGGCUCAUUGGCUCCUGUCCACCAGAACAGGCCCUCGGCGCCACCUUCAGCGCCAAACGGAGAUCGGCUUUGGAGCCACGACGGAACACACAGUCCUGGGCAAGUAAAUAGAAUUCAUUCCCAGGAUGGUAUUGACUAUGAAAGAGACGAGGGAGACAGACGGACCAGCAUUCUGCACCUCUACACUUUGGUGCUGGUCUUGCUUUUGGCCACCCUGACUUUGGUGGCCCUGUCCAAGCUGUUGCCGACCUCGCUGGCCAACCCACUGUACAACAUGCACUGGCUCUAUUAUGGGUCAGCCGCCGCCAUUGCAGCCUCCCUGAUCGUCCUUGCUGCCUGGCAGGCAUCACCCCAGUCCAGCCCCCUCAACGACUGUUUGAUGCUCGUCCUCUGGGGAAGUUUGACCAUCAAUCUGGUGCUCAUUGGGAACAACUACACCCUGAUCUCUGUUUACUUUGCCGGCUGCCUAACCCUCGUGACCUCAAUCGCCCUGACCCUGUUGGCCCUGCAGAUCAAGACGGAUUUGACUAAGAAAAGCUUUGAGCUACUUGUGAUUUUAAGCGGAGUUGCUGCUUUUGUGGUGGCAUUGACAGUUCUCCGAGGCGGUGAAGAAGCUGCUGUGGCCAUUUCUGCCACCUGGAUCAUCUCGGCAGUGCUCCUGAUGCCCUACUUGACUCAGUUCAUAGCUGGAGGCAAACAACUGAGCUUUCCGAUUGAGGACUUUGUCUUGGUGGGAGCUAUUCUAUUCACCCUCAUCAUUAGCUUCUUCCAGCACACCCUUUUACUUUUUCCCAAUUGAAUAACCAAUAAGAAUAAAAAAAAAUGAUGUACAUUUGCAACCGAAUUUGGAAACUUGACCAAUAAACCAGCUAUUUUGUUUUAAUUUCAAUAAA
Molecule: messenger RNA, 1299 nt
Organism: Neocloeon triangulifer
Lineage: Eukaryota; Metazoa; Arthropoda; Insecta; Ephemeroptera; Baetidae
Exons: 3
Coding region: 288-1205 (305 amino acids)
Source: RefSeq, a predicted model, not a curated record